AUGACAGGAUAUGGCGAAGUCUCCCUGUCCGGCGACUGCGUGACCGACGCCGUCCUGGCCGCGCUCGGCGCCGCCAACGGCCCGCAGCUGCUCAGCCUGCGCGUACAGUCGGCCGGCGCGGUCACGGACACAGCGCUCGCCGCGCUGUUCGCCGCCGCGCCACGGCUGCGGCACGUGCAGCUGGCCGACCUCGGGCCGCACGUCACGGGCGCCUUCCUGCCGGCACUGCUGGGCAGCUGCCGACACCUGCAGUCCCUCCACUUGUCGGGCGUCCCGGGGGUCGAUUGGUCGCGCAUGGACUGGGCCCGCGCGGCGCCCGCGCCUGCGCCCGCCGCGCCCGCCCCCGCGGCCUGCCGCGCGCUGCGGCUGCCUUCGAGCGCCUGCGAGGAGGCGGGCGCGGGGCCGGCCGGUCGCGGGGGGCGCGGGGCAGACGCGGCGGGGGACCAGCCGUGGCCGGCGUCCCUGGGCGCGGUGGCUGCGGCCAGCAGCAGCGGCCGCGGGCCGGCGCUGUCACCCCCGGCGUCGCCGAUGCAGCAGCACUACAUGCAGUCGUCGCCGCUGGGCGGCGGGCCAGAGCAGCAGCAGCACGCGGGCGGCGGGCGGGAGGCGGGCGCGGGGGGCAGCGGCGCCGCCGGCGCCAGCGGAGGCUCGGCGAGUGACGGCGGCGGUGUUGUCGCCUGCAACAGCAGCAGCAGUAGCAGUAGCGCCGCCGCCCCGGCCGCGCCGCGCCUCCCGCUCCCUGCGGCGCACCCCGCCGCCGCCACCACUGCUGCGCCACCGCCCGCGCCCGUGCGGCAGCCACCACCCGCGCCGGCGCUGGCGCGGCUGCACGUGCGGGGGGCGCGGCUGGACGGGCUGCCGCGGCUGCUGGCGCUGCUGCCAAACUUGACAGAGCUCGAGCUCGACGGGCCAGCAGUCAACAUUCAAGUCGCGUCGGUCACCUGGUGA
Molecule: messenger RNA, 948 nt
Organism: Monoraphidium neglectum
Lineage: Eukaryota; Viridiplantae; Chlorophyta; Chlorophyceae; Sphaeropleales; Selenastraceae
Exons: 1
Coding region: 1-948 (315 amino acids)
Source: RefSeq, a predicted model, not a curated record